AUGUGGACCACGCUGCUGCUGCUGGUGGCCCUGGGCACGCUGGCGCUCGGGCUGGUAGCCCACCGGCUGCUGGCCCCGGCCGGCAACCCCUUCGCCAGGCCCCCCCCGGGCCCCCCCCGGCCGCUGGUGACGGACCCGCGCGCCCGCGACAAGGUCCUGAAGCGGGGGUUCAGCACCCACCGGGUGCCGCCGGAGCUGGACGCCGUGGUCAUCGGCAGCGGCAUGGGGGGCCUGGCGGCGGCGGGCACCCUGGCCAAGGCGGGCAAGCGGGUGCUGGUGCUGGAGCAGCACGACCAGGCCGGCGGGUGCUGCCACACCUUCCAGGAGCGCGGCACCGAGUUCGACGUGGGCAUCCACUACGUGGGGCAGAUGCACGAGGGCAGCAUGCUGCGCGUGGCGCUGGACCAGCUGACGGACGGGCAGCUGUGCUGGCAGCGCCUGCCCGACCCCUACGACGAGGUGUGCCUGGGGCCCCGGCGCUACCAGCUCCGCGCCGGCAAAGCCGCCUUCGCCGCAGCCCUGGAGGAGCAGUUCCCUGCCGAGCGGGCGGCCAUCGGGGAGUUCAUGAGGCUCUCCAAGAUGGCGUCGCGGCACGUGGCGCUGCUGGCGGUGCUGAAGAUGGUGCCGCGCUGGCUGGCCGCCCUCCUGGUCCGCACCGGCCUCAUCUACCGCGUCUCGCCCGUGUUCCGCAUGGCGGCUGCCAGCCACAGCGAGGCCGUGGCCCGGCUGACGGCCGACCGCGACCUGCGCGCCCUGCUCAGCUACCUCUUCUACGGCACGGCCCCGCGGGACUCCAGCUUCCUGGUGAACGUGCUGAUGGUGCACCACUACCAGCGGGGCGCCUGGUACCCGCGGGGGGGGGCCAGCGAAAUCGCCUUCCACGCCGUGCCCCUCAUCGAGCGCGCGGGGGGGGCCGUGCUGGUGCGCGCCCCCGUCACCCGCAUCCUCGUCUCCUCCGCCGGCACCGCCGUGGGGGUGGUGGUGCAGAAGGGGCCGAGCGAGGAGGAGGUGGAGAUCUUCGCCCCUCUCGUCAUCUCCGACGCCGGCAUCUUCAACACCUUCGGCAAGCUGCUGCCCCCCCCGCUCCGCAGCCACCCAGGCAUCCGCUCGCGCCUGGCCAUGGUGCGGCACGGCAUGGGCUCCUUCCUGGUGUUCGUGGGGCUGCGGGGCAGCGCGGCCGAGCUGGCCCUGCCCCCCACCAACUUCUGGAUCUACCCCCACAACGACCUGGACGCCAUGAUGACCCGCUACGCCGCCCUGAGCCGCGAUGACGUCCCUGAUAACCUGGCCAUGAUGUUCAUCACCUUCCCCGCCGCCAAGGACCCCACCUACGAGCAGCGGCACCCAGGCCGGUCGUGCAUGACCAUCCUGACCAUGGCGCGGUACGAGUGGUUCGAGGAGUGGGCCGGGACCCGCGCCAAGCGCCGUGGCCCCGACUACCAGCGGUACAAGAUGGCCAUCGCCCAGCGGCUGCUGGAGCGGGCACUGCAGCGCUUCCCCCACCUCCGGGACAAGGUGGAGUUCGUGGAGGCGGCGUCGCCGCUCACCAACCAGCACUACCUGGCGGCUCCGCGCGGGGAGAUGUACGGCACCGAGCACGACGUCGCCCGCUUCAGCCCGGCCGUGGUGGCCGCCAUGCGCGCCGAGACGCCCGUGAAGAACCUCUACCUGACGGGGCAGGACGUGUUCAGCUGUGGGCUGGCGGGGGCCCUGCACGGGGGGCUGCUGUGUGCCUCUGCUGUCCUGGGCCGCCUGCUCUACCUGGACCUGCUGCUCCUCAAGAAGAAGAUCAAGCGGCGCCGGGGCCGGCAAGCGGCGUGA
This is a messenger RNA of Grus americana (Whooping crane), 1821 nucleotides long. RefSeq names its product all-trans-retinol 13,14-reductase-like. Gene Ontology annotation, molecular function: oxidoreductase activity. NCBI's taxonomy places the organism in Eukaryota, Metazoa, Chordata, Aves, Gruiformes, Gruidae. The transcript is spliced from 11 exons. The record is from RefSeq and is a predicted model, not a curated record. The coding region runs from base 1 to 1821 and encodes 606 amino acids.